AGGUAGCUACAUAGUGCCAUACAUUCAAUAGAAGGUUAAUGUUGAUGACGAUGAACUAAAGAUCGGUCACAUAAUGGUGAUUACUGCUUUACUGGAAGAACUGUCGUCUUUAGAUGUUAAAAGCUUGCGAAGGUAGAAGAAAAAGAGGGGGAGACAUUAGAAAGAAAAUGAGUCACUGAAAAAGGUUUGUUAUUUAUAAUUGAUUCAUACUAUGAUUGAUUCAAGCCAAAAGGAAGAAUUAAAAUUAAUUUUGAUCUGCCAUCUUUAUGAUUAAUUUUCUUAUUUGUUUCAUUAAAAGAUUGCAACUAGAAAAGUUAACUUUUGAUUUAUUGCGGCUAGAGUAGGUGGGUUGCAGUAACUUAAAUAUUCUUGUUUGUUUUUAUUCAUAAUUCGUCCGGCAGCCAAGCUGAAUUACACUUGUAACUUCAACGCUUAUUACUUUGAGUUAUCAUAAUAGGCUUAAAAUCUGUAAGUUUCCUUUGUUUCUUUUGAAAUCAGCCCAUCAACCAGAAAAUUAUAUGUAUUUUUUUUAUUUCCGCUUUUUUUCGUUUGUUCUAUAUCAAAUAGACCAACCUCAGGAGUAAAUUAUAAAUUUCUGUUAGAGCUUGCCAAUUCAAACGUAGGUAUUUCAUCAAGAUCUUCAACCUUCAAUCGUUUACUCCUUAAGGCUUUACAACCAAUCUGGAUCAUUUACUCAAGGAGCAUUAACAAAGAGGAAAAUUAAUUCAGAAGUAGGAUUAAUACCAUUUCCACCCAGCGCUCCAGUUUGUUGAUUUCUACACAACAUUGCAUUUGGUUUUGGUUCAACAAAUCUUCAAAAAGGGACACGCUGUUGCCCAAGCAAAAUAAUCAACAACAUGAUGCAAUUAUUGACAAUGCAGUAUUUGUUAAGUGAGUUUAAACAAAGAAGUUUUCAAAUUCCAGGUAUGGGGUCAAGAAGAAAAGAUUUCCCAAUUGAUGGGGUUUAUAAAUACUUGGUCUCUAGAGAAACCAAUGCAAUGUCAAAGAUUGAUGAGUUCACAAAAGAUAGAUUUUGUGCAAGAAAAUUGCCUACAGUAUUGAAGGAGAAAGAGCUGGAUGUUGGUCAGCUUGAUAAAAUAUUUUCAUCAGCAUGGCUUGAUAACAAAAAUGUUGUCUGUGGAACUAAAUGCAAUUCACUCAUUGUGGUAAAUGCAGUAUCAAAAAGACUCUGGAAUAUUCCUGUGUUACGUGGGUCGGUAAAUGCACCGCAGCCAAGAACCAACUGUGGUAUACACAGCAUAGCAAAGAAUCAAAAUGGUAGCAUUUUGGCAACUGGUGGUGAGAAUCCGAACAAUAUUGCAGCAUACAGACUUCCAUCAAUGGAGCCUAUUUGUGUAGGAGAGCAUCACUCUGAUUGGUUAUUCUCACUUGCAUGGAUUUCUCCAACAUUGCUUGCCUCAGGCUCUCGUGAUGGCUCUAUAGCUAUUUGGUCUAUUCGCGAUGAUUGCGAAAAACGUUGUAGUCCUCCAGUGAGAUACUCCAAUAUUUCCCCAAUGCUUGUAAUGAAAGAUAUUGAACUGGUAGACAGAGUCAGAGAUAUUGUGUAUAAUGAGCAUUCCCAGGAAUUAGCUGCAAUUUCCACAAAUGGUUUUAUUCACUUUCUCAACCUUGAAUACUACAAACAGAGAGCUGCAGUGCCACUUCCACAUUGUCAAGAGAACGUUUGCCUGGCUCAGGAGAAAAUAAACUGUCUAUACGCAGUGGGAUCUUUGUCUCACGUGUCACUAAUAGAUCCGAGAACAUGUUCUCAUGCUGGCUCUGUGUCCUCUGAGGUUCAUGGAUCAGGUGUCCGAUCGAUCAGUUUCAGAGACUAUGUGCUCACCAUCGGAACUGGUUUAGGCUCUGUACUGUUUUAUGAUUUACGUAAUUGUAAGUACUUGCAAAGACAAGAUCAAUCACGAUGUAUUCUUAAAGCUGGGAAAGGCUGGCUGCGGGAUGAUUCGAUCUUACGACAUUUCUUUUGGGACAUACAAGAAUACCCAAAUGCUGUCUAUACACAUUGCUAUGAUCCGACAGAGACAAAAUUAUUCACAGCUGGUGGGCCACUUGCUCUUGGCCUGUAUGGAAAUUAUGCUGCUCUAUGGGAUUGAAAGCUAAUAGAAAUCUUUAUUCCAGAAGCUGUUUAUCCAGGAAUACAGGAUACAGUCAUUUCAAUGUUUGCAUUUCAAAGGAACAGAUUAUAGCUGGAAGGGUAUGAAUAGCUACUGUAUCGAGGGCACAUGAUUUCCUUAAAUUUUGUUGAUGGUACUUCAGGUAAAAAGUAAAUUGAUGCGCAUUUCACAGAGAUAACGCUUCUCAAUAAUAAAAUACGAAAGAAGCCAUUUUGCCAUUGGUUUCUUAAGGUACCACACUGAGUCUGGAACAUAUACCCAUUGAAAAAUAUUGUUUUUUAACAAAGCUUACGUGAAAUAUACCCAGGGAAAUAUACGUUGGCCCUUGCAGCUAAUCAGUUUGUAUUUGGUUAAAAUUUGACACAUUUUCAGCCAUAUUAUCGCAGAUUUUAUUAAUUUCUUCAUUUGCAUUAUCGCAUAUUACACGUGUGAAUACGUCACUUUUAGAACAAUUGAUAUGCAACAUCAUUAGCUCAAACUGAAUUAUCCUGCUCUUGUACACGAUAAUACAAGAAUGCAAUAAUGCAGAUAGAUGUUUAAUUGUAUAUAUUUGUGGAUAUUUGAAUUGAAAUGUUUUUGAAUUUCUAUUGUUUAAAGUUAUAGAUUAAUUGUGUUAUAUUUAUUGCUUAUAUCAGCUAACUAAAUUUAAUGGUUCAAAGUUCUCACCUCAGUUACGAGAUCUGAUUCUUUAACAAAAGCUAUCAACAGGCAUCUAUACCACUUUAAUACCAGUGUUUAGAACAUAAAAUCGAUGCAUUGAUUGAACACUAAAUCUUUUCUCUUGAUUCUCUAAUUUAAAGACAAAUUAUGCGUUUGAUUGUGUCGAAAAGUUUUUGUUGUCUUAAAUUUCUAAAAGAGAAUUUUAUGAUACCUCAUUGGCGACGCUAUUGCUUCAUCUGUAAUAGAAUUUUCAAUAUAAAAAAGUUUUUCUCCAGGCUAGGGGUAUUGGAUUACAGUUCAGUUAUAUAUUUAAGUAAUAUUAAUAAUCGCACGUAAGGGAAUGUCGUUCAUAUUGCAAAUAUGUAUUUUUCGUACCAUUGUUUUGAAAUUUUAUGCAAAUUAAAAGCUUUUAUUUGUAGAAAUGAUUAAGAUAUUAGCAGAUUUUAUUUAUUUUUGAAUAAAAUUAUAUUAAUAAACGGAACGCUUCGUUUUUAAUGUCUUCGGUAUUCUUUGUGGAAAAUGUAAUAAAGGAAAAUUCUUUCAGACUUUCUUUGUGAAUUGAGUCUUUCAUUAAGACCAGGGCCGUAGAAAACAUCUUAAACUUUGGGGGCAUGACACUGAAGGCCCCUUUUUCUAUUCAAAGGGAAGUGAGGACACUGUGUCUGCAGUCUACUUAAAUUUGCUGUUUUAGGGGAAAUUUGAGACUAAAAGGGCACUUUUUGCAACAAGCGUUUCAAAUUGUGUGACAGGAGGGGGCAUAUACCUUCAGUGUUCCUACAUCUCUGACAGAGACUGUCCUUGAUCUUAAAUUAUUCUUAUAUUUCACAUGCUUUUGUAAGACCCACUGUCAAAAACCACAUACUUCCUUUUGCCAAAGAUAAGAUGAAAUUAGUUUUUCAUUUCACAACAGACGCAUCUCUUUUCUUCUUGAUACUGGCAUUACAAUUUACCCAAGAGAUUCUGCGCUUGCAUUCUCGUAUCAUUUUCCAGGAAGCAUUCGCUGAUCAUGUAAAAAUUGGUCUUGAAACUUCGCUUGGUUCAGCUGACAUCGUUAUGCUGCCU
Rhopilema esculentum is the source of this 3854-nucleotide messenger RNA. The record is from RefSeq and is a predicted model, not a curated record. Lineage: Eukaryota; Metazoa; Cnidaria; Scyphozoa; Rhizostomeae; Rhizostomatidae.